AUGAGUGAAUCUAGCGAAUCCACCGUCACGUCAGAAACCUCAACCCUCAUCUAUGGACAGGAGUGUUUUGAUACAUACCAGUUGAAAGUCAUUCAGCUCUGCAACUCUCUCAAUCUCGGUGCUCCUUCAUCGAUCACGCGCAUGCAAGGCGGAUGUUUCAAUCGUGUCAUUGGUCUUUCCUUCAGCUCGAAAUCUGUACCUUCGGAAUACAUCCUUCAUAUACCUCGGGAACCACUCGAAGCCCGAGAACGCCAAAGCAUCAAAGAUCAAGUUGCUAUAUUACUUCAUCUGACUGCUUACCUGCCGGUUGCAAAUGUGUUGGCGUACGAUUAUACGACCGAGAAUGCUAUUCUGUCACAGUAUGUGAUUCAGUCGAGGAUACCAGGAAGCUGUGUUGAAGCUAUAUACGAGGGCUUGGAUAUUGAGGAGAAGAUCGAAAUUGCGGAGCAAGUGGCAGAACUUAUUGUGAAGAUUGAAUCAAUUGAACUGUCAGCAUUUGGAAGAUUGGUUCAAGAGUCUCCGAUGCCUGAUUCUGCCCAUGAUCUGUCGCAGAUACUCAACAGAAAUAUUGGAGUCCAAGGAUACCGUCAAGACCUCACAAAAGAUAUGCCGACGACCUCUCUUAAAACCCUGCCAGAGCUACUACGCGCUAUGUUCAAGAGCCAUGGUGUGGGAGAUGCUGGUGACGAAGAACUAGUGGGAUAUUGGGAUCGAUUACACUUGAUGCUUAGCGAGAUGGAGUCCAAUGGUCUUCUGUCAAACGAGACAAUCACACCGAGACUGACACAUUGGGAUCUUUCCUCUCAGAAUAUAUUAGUCGACAAGACAGACGGUGUCUGGAAAGUGACUGGUGUAGUCGACUGGGAUGAUGCGAUAUCAGUACCAGAGAUCAUAGGAAGGAAGCCUCCUGUUUGGCUUUGGGCUCCUGAAGUGCGCGUUGAAGAUGUGGAUGUGACUGAUGUUGGGGAGCUCAACGACGGUCAACAGACCAUCAAGGAGCGAGUAGAAGAGGUUUUUUGUAGACAGCUUCCGCGUUGGAGGGAUGAUGCACACUUGAGAGGCAAGUGGCUGAGGAGAAUUUGGGCAUUUGCACGACACGAAUUCUACUAG
Molecule: messenger RNA, 1110 nt
Organism: Mollisia scopiformis
Lineage: Eukaryota; Fungi; Ascomycota; Leotiomycetes; Helotiales; Mollisiaceae
Exons: 1
Coding region: 1-1110 (369 amino acids)
Source: RefSeq, a predicted model, not a curated record